Molecule: messenger RNA, 1512 nt
Organism: Trichoderma aggressivum f. europaeum
Lineage: Eukaryota; Fungi; Ascomycota; Sordariomycetes; Hypocreales; Hypocreaceae
Exons: 5
Coding region: 1-1512 (503 amino acids)
Biological process (GO): protein phosphorylation; regulation of glucose metabolic process
Cellular component (GO): mitochondrion
Molecular function (GO): pyruvate dehydrogenase (acetyl-transferring) kinase activity
Source: RefSeq, a predicted model, not a curated record
AUGUCAUGGCGGGCGUCCGAGACCCUGAUGGACACCAUCCGGCACUACGCCAAGUUCCCAGCGACUGGCGUGAGCUUGCGCCAGAUGGUGCAGUUCGGCGAUAAGCCGUCCACAGAAGGAAAACAAGAGGAGGGAACAAAGAGCGAGGGCGAGAGCAACAAGAUCAUAUGGACUGGACCAACAGCAAGAACCCUCUUCCGCGCCUCACAAUUCCUGGCCGAGGAGCUGCCAAUCCGCCUGGCGCACCGCGUCGAGGAGCUGGAGCUGCUGCCCGACGGCCUCAACGACAUGCCCUCUGUGAAAAAGGUCAAGGACUGGUAUGCCCAGUCCUUUGAGGAAAUCACCCAGCUCCCUCGACCGCGCCUCGCCAAAGACAUCAAGGAGCGCCUCCUGAAGCCCGCCAAGUUUGGCAGCCGCGGCGGCUACGCACAGCUCUCCGAGUCGACGCCGAACCCGUCCAUCGACGAGGGCGAGGCCUCGGGCUGGGGCCGCCUACAACUCCACGGCAACGGCCACGGCAACGGCAACGGCGCAUCAACGUCAAACGGCCACGGCAAGGCCCGGUCCGUCGCGCGGCGGUACUUUGCCACGGUCGACGACACGGGCGACUGGCCGCCCGAGCUGCAGCUCUACAACCAAAAGUUCGCCCAGUGCCUGCACAAGAUCAAGCGGCGGCACGACAGCGUCGUCACCACCAUGGCCCAGGGCAUCCUCGAGUACAAGCGGCGGCGCCAGCGCAUGCAGAUCGACUCCAACAUCCAGUCCUUCCUCGACCGCUUCUACAUGUCGCGCAUCGGCAUCCGCAUGCUCAUCGGCCAGCACAUUGCCCUGACGGACCAGAGCCACCACCGCGACCCCACGUACGUCGGCGUCAUCUGCACAAAGACAAACGUCAAGGAGCUGGCCCAGGAGGCCAUCGAAAACGCCCGCUUCGUCUGCGAGGACCACUACGGCCUGUUCGAGGCGCCCCGCAUCCAGCUCGUCUGCAACCCCAACCUCGACUUCAUGUACGUCCCCGGCCACCUGUCGCACAUGCUCUUCGAGACGCUCAAGAACUCGCUGCGCGCCGUCGUCGAGACCCACGGCAUGGACAAGCAGGAGUUCCCCGUCACAAAGGUCAUCGUCGCCGAGGGCAAGGAGGACAUCACCAUCAAGAUCUCGGACGAGGGCGGCGGCAUCCCCCGCAGCGCCAUCCCCUUGGUCUGGACCUACAUGUACACCACCGUCGACAGAACGCCCAACCUCGACCCGGACUUUGACAAGAGCGAUUUCAAGGCCCCGAUGGCCGGUUUUGGGUAUGGCCUGCCUAUAUCAAGACUCUACGCCCGCUACUUUGGCGGCGACUUGAAACUCAUAAGCAUGGAAGGACCCCCAUCGGCCCUCAGCAUCCGCAGCAAGCUCAAGAGCAACACCAAGCGCGAGGUCACUGAGCGUCGGCAGGUGGGGGACGCCGAGGCGGUGGUGAAUGCGCCUCCGAGCAGCUUCCUCCCCAAGGACGACAAGGAGCUGUGA